This is a messenger RNA of Neopsephotus bourkii (Bourke's parrot), 2305 nucleotides long. Its product is annotated as carbonic anhydrase 15-like. The transcript is spliced from 6 exons. Gene Ontology annotation, molecular function: zinc ion binding; carbonate dehydratase activity. Lineage: Eukaryota; Metazoa; Chordata; Aves; Psittaciformes; Psittacidae. Gene Ontology annotation, cellular component: plasma membrane. Bases 963 to 1949 code for a protein of 328 amino acids. The record is from RefSeq and is a predicted model, not a curated record.
ACAAGAGCAGUGCUGAGGGGGGAUGCUCUGAGCUGCCCCGGGACUGGGGGUGCCCUGGGAGGACAGGACUGGAGGUGUCAGGGGUGUUCCCAUGCCCUGGAUGGGAUGCAGCCCAGUGACAGCACCUUCACCUCAGCACAGGCAGCUCCGGCUGCCCUGGGGCCUUAAGGUGAAGCAGCAGGGUGCCAGGGCAGCCACGCUGAAGCAGUGAGCAGCACGGUGGCUAUGUCCCAUGCCACAGCUGUGGAUGGCAGCAAGUGUCCAGUGCUGCAAGAACAGAGGAUGCUGGGGUGAUGGGCACAGUAAACCACACGUGUGUGCGUGGUCUGGCCAUGGUGUCAGCCACGGGGACCACUGCUUAUAGCCCUCAGGCAGCACACUGGUUUUGCAGUGGGUACAGCUGGUUACUGGCACUGCCAGCUCUUGCCAUGGUGACCCCUACCCCGGCAGUUGCUGAUGGGGAUCAUGCAGUCCUGUGGACCCCAUGUGGGAUUUGCCCCGGCAUGAGCUGUAUGGCCAGGAUGCGCUGUCACCUGCUACAGCUGGACAAGUGCGGCAUGCAUAGGGUAAAAUGUGGUAAGCUGGUAAAACCCAAACUGUGUGUCCUAUGAAUGGGCCUGAGCUCCUUCAUCCCUACUCAGUAGCUCCUGUCUGUCCUUCCCUUGCAGGUGCUGUAUGGAGCAGUGGGAUCCCUCUGCAUAGAGCAUUCCCCUGCCCAGCCCUGGUGUGAGCCCCAGGGACUGUGGUUGGCAGCCAGCACAGCCCCACAGGGAGGGAUUGCUUGCAGGGAUGGGCAGAAGGGGCUGGAAGAAAAGCACUGCCCUUCACCAGCAGUGUGCCAGGCUAAAUAUAGCCCCCAGCCCUGUGAGGAAACCCUGCUGCAUUAUGAAUGAGGCUUGCAAUAAGCCCCUGCUCAUCAAUAGGGAGGAAGGCUGGCCAGGCAGGAGGACAGCUCCUGUGGGAUGCAGGCGAGCACGGCGGGGCUGACUGGGACUGCAGGGCUGGCUGAGGACCCAGCAGCCUGUGCCUCCCUCGGUGGCUGCCCGUGGUGCCCCUGCUCCUCCUCUGCAGGCCCCAGCCACUGGAAGGAGCUGAAAGCCACGUGCGGCGGCAGCAAGCAGUCCCCUGUGAACAUCGACAGGCGCCGGCUGCAGCGGGACCGGGGCCUCGGGGACAUCCUCUUCGAAGGCUACGACCAGGCCCCCCCGGGCAAGUGGAGGCUGACGAAUGAUGGGCACACAGUGAUGCUGAGCCUGGCGAGUGAGUUGGUCUCUGAGCACAUCGCCAUCAGCAGCGGGGGCCUCCCCGGCAGGUACCGUGCGCUACAGCUCCACUUCCACUGGGGCAGCCCAGCGGGGAAUGGCUCCGAGCACACUCUCGACGGGUGCCAGCUCCCCAUGGAGAUGCACAUUGUGCACAUGAACGCCAAGUACCGGACGCUGGCAGAGGCCAAGGGGCAUCCCAAUGGGCUGGCGGUCCUGGGCUUCUUCUUCCAGGUCUCUGAAACUCCUAACACCAACUACAACACCAUCGUGGCGGGGCUGAGGAACAUCUCCCAUGCAGGGGACUCUGUGGAUUUGGCCUCCACCUUCCGCCUGAGCACGCUGCUGCCGCGUGCCGGCCGGCUCUCCCGGUACUACCGCUACCAGGGCUCCCUCACCACCCCCGACUGCAGCGAGGCCGUCCUCUGGACCGUCUUUGAGGAGCCGGUGGAGAUCGGGCGGGAGCAGCUCCAGGCCUUCGUCAGCACCCUCCACUUCCCGGCCGUGGGCUCCACGCUCCCCACAAUGACCAACAACUUCCGCCCGCCGCAGCCCCUCCACGGCCGCAAGGUCUUCGCCUCCCGGGCGGCCACGGCCAGCGGGGGGUCCCCACACAGAGCCCCCCAUCAGUUCCUCUCCCCACUGCUGCUCCUGGCCCUGCUCGGCCCCUCCUCGCCAACCCCCUAACGCCUGGGCCGGCCGCUCACCAGCCUCCACACGAGCACCCCCCUGCUGCACUGGUGAUGCCGCUGGUCCACGGGUGGAUGGGACAAAACGGCACAAAGAAGCACGUCGGGACCUGCCAAGGUGAAGGUGUUGCAAACCUGGAUCUCUGCAAGCCCAGAAUGCGCCUGGAGCCGGGUGGUGGAGCUGCUGGGAGUGGGAUGCUGUAGGCCCUGGGAUGAAGCCGAGGUCCUCGCUGAUGGCUGUGGGUUGCUGCCUCUUUGGCUCUGUGUCUCUUUGGCAGGGCUGUGCAGGCAGGCACGAGCCUUCCCCUUUCCUCCUUGUGCAAUAAAUCCCCAUGGCCAAAUCCUGUCCCUGCA